Messenger RNA from Paramecium octaurelia, 1120 nucleotides. The record is from the annotation of a GenBank genome assembly. NCBI's taxonomy places the organism in Eukaryota, Ciliophora, Oligohymenophorea, Peniculida, Parameciidae.
AUUAUUUCAUGAAUUCAGGGUAUGUUAUAGAAUAGUAAAUAAAAGGAAAAAAGGUCUAAUUGAUAACAUAUCAACGCUAUUUAAAAACUUAUAAAUAAUAAGAGAAUUAAAAUUUAUUUGAAGUAAAACUCAAAGAUAUCUAGGUGUUAAUGGGACUAAAAAACAAAAACUUUUCAAAUAUUGUGAAAAUUUAUGACGUAGUAUUUGAUGAAAAAAAAGGAGAGAUACUUGUUUAUGAGGAGGUUUGCAAACAUGAUCUGAGAAAAAUGAUGAAAAAUGAUCCCAAUUAAUUUAAUAUUUAAGAAAUACUAAAAUGCUUAUCGGAUGUUAUUUAGGGAUUGUUAGAAUUGAAAAGUCUAAAUAUUUUUCAUAGAGACAUUAAACCAGAUAAUAUAGUUCACGAUGGCACAAAUUAUAAAAUAAUUGACUUCGACAGAGCUAAAGUAAAUGUGAAUGGUGAGAUCAGAAUUCAUUCCUUAUAAAUUGGGUAAAUUUCUCUUUUAGUCUUAGCACUAAAGGAUAUUAAGCUCCAGAAAUAAUUAAUAAUUAACCUUAUUCGUAUCAAUGCGAUGUGUGGAGUUUAGGAUGUGUAUUCCAUUAUUUACUAUUUGGGAAUGAUCCUAAAAUAUCAAAUGAUGAAGUUUUCAUUCCUCCAAAACAUUAGUAUGAUGAUUAAGUUAUUAAAUUGCUCCAUAAAAUGUUAGAUAUGAAUCAAAGAAAAAGAAUAAUGCUAGAAGAUCUUAAAAAGGAAGUAAAAAAUCUAUAACAAAAUUUGAACAAUUCUGAUACAUCUACAAGGCUAGAAUAAAAUACAAAAUCCUAGUUUUUAGGUUAAAAUUAACCAGAUGAAGAAAAUAAAUUCAAUACGAUUAUGGAAUAGUUAAUAGAUAAAGAGCAGAAUUUAUAAAAAAAGAUAUACUUAUACUAAUUUUGGGUUUAAAGACUUGAAAAAAAAUUCCCAGAAAGUAUGGAUUAAAGAAAAAAAGUUACAGAAUAACAAUUAAAAACAAUAGUAGAAGGAUAAUAAAACAAAGUAAAGUUUAAUCUAUUUUAUUCCCUUGACUAAAUUAAAAGCUAAUUAAAAUGCUUUACAAAAUUAUAGUAAUUCUAUGAUUUUUGA